Molecule: messenger RNA, 390 nt
Organism: Acanthamoeba castellanii str. Neff
Lineage: Eukaryota; Discosea; Longamoebia; Acanthamoebidae
Product: 60s Acidic ribosomal protein
Exons: 2
Coding region: 1-390 (129 amino acids)
Biological process (GO): translational elongation
Cellular component (GO): ribosome
Molecular function (GO): structural constituent of ribosome
Source: RefSeq, a predicted model, not a curated record
AUGGACAAGCUGAGCAAGGGCGAGAUUUCCGACCUCGCGGUCACCUAUGCCGUGUGGCUGCUGCACGAUGGCGGCGUCUCCGUUGAUGCCGACAAGCUCCAGACCGUGCUCUCCGCCGCUGGUGUUGAUGUGCCCGCUUUCUACACCAAGCUCUACGCUAAGGCCGUCACUGAUGUCAAGAAGCUCGACGACAUUGUCUCCGCCUCGACCACCGUCUCCGCUGGUGGUGCCGCCCCCGCUGCCGGCUCUGCCCCCGCCGCCGCUGCUGCCCCCGCUGCCGCUAAGGAGGAGGCCAAGAAGGAGGAGGAAGAGGACGAUGAUGUCUUCGGUGAUGGUGGUGGUGAUGGUGGUAUGGGCCUCUUCGGCGGCGGUGAUGAGGAUGACUACUAA